AACCAGCUAUGCUGAACACCAGUGCAAGUCUCACUCUCGCUCAGCGUGUACCGAGUAAGUUACAGUAAUAUCGCCCGGUGAACGAUCGACAAUCAGCGACAAGUGACAGAACAGUGACUACGAAUAAAACGACGCUUCGCAACGACUAUAUAUACAUAUGCACAGUACCACAAGUAUUCCAUCUUUCUGUAAAGUUUUAUCGUAAUAGUUUUGUGUCGUAGUCGUUAAAAAUAAACUUUUAAGUCGUUUUAAAUUUUACCAAAAUUAUGAAUACGCUCGUUAAUGCUACCUCGGCGGUAAAAGCUUCUUGCCCUAUGAUUAUGGUGUUCCACGGCGGUCAUUGUGAGCGAAUACUGUGGCGUAGUUGGGUCGCCAGCACUGUUGUAGAGUUUGGUUUCUCUUGUGUUGCUUGGUUUUUCAUCGCUUUUAUGUAUGAAGCAAUCAAAUUUGCACGCCAACAGCUGUAUAAACGCUCAGCACAAAAAGCUUCAGAACGUAUGGCCUUAGAGGUAGAAGCGAAACGUGCCGCCCAUCCACCCGGCUGUACGCAUGCAUCGUCUCCUUUGCCGGAGAUCAGAGGAAAAACGUAUAGAGAACAUCUUUUUUCAAAAGAUCACAUCAUACAGACGCUGCUAAACGUGGUGCAGAUUAUUAUAUCUUAUCUUCUGAUGCUGGUCUUCAUGAACUUUAACUAUUGGUUGUGCUUGUCUAUGAUAUUGGGUUUAGGCUUCGGCUACUUUUGUUUCGGUUGGGUUAGACAGUCAGGUAUUGGUACCGAAUGCUGCACUUAAGUCUGAUGGGAAUAUUCGAAAAUCACACGGGCUCGAUUGCCUCAUUUCACUUUCAAUACAAUUCAUUGUUUUAAGUUAAUAAGAUAGAUAAUUGACUGAUUUAAGCCUUUGGAAAUGAAAUCCAACUAAUUGUAUUUUAUGCGUGCAUGGGAUAGAAAAGACAAAAGUCUAUACGUUUUGUUUAGAAGCUUAUAAUUAUGUGCAAAUUUAUUUCUAAGAAUUUUAUAAAUUUAAAUUCAACAGAAAAUGCUUUGUAAAUAUCAAUCAUAAAUCAAACACGUUAUUUUUAGCAAAUACGAAAUAAAAGUGUCUAUACACACAUACAUAUAAUAAGCAUUUGUGCUAAAUUCAAGGAUAUUCUCAAAAAGUUGCCAGCUAUAAAAUUUGACAGAUUAUAUAAACCGCAUGGCUACUUAAGUCCAUGAGUAUACUUUGUUAGUCUCCAUAUUCCUAUACAGUUCAAAAACAAUGCAAUGCUGAAUGCAGUGAAAAAUUUUCUGGUUUUAACUAAAUUUUGGUGUAGAAAUAAUUCGAUUUAUUUCAAGGCAAGCAAACAACCAUUAUUUCUUUUAUUUUAUUAAAAAAAGCCUCCGUAGACGAGUGAAUUGCACACGAGUAUUAUUCGGUCUGACUCCGGCUCUCAGCGAAUUUGACAGAGCCAGCGAAUGGGCCGACGUAGGCCGGGUUUGUUAACGAAAAUACUAACACAUUGCCACUUCGUUUCCGUCUGAACAACGACAAAUGGAAUGAAUGAAAAAUAUAUAGAUCAAAUUAGUUUGCCACGCAUUGACAACAAAAUACGUUUGUGGUAAACUUUAAAUACCAUAACAUAAACUUUAAAUACUAACAUCCUAAUUACUGAGGAAGAGCAACUUCGCCGGCAGAAAGAGCGUUUAUCGGAAGUACUCAACAACGUACUUGAUCCCUCUACUGACCAGUCCGUAGUCGUUUUGAGAAUAAACACAUCACCAUUACAUCUGGCUGAAAUCUCUGUUGCAAUAAAACCGUUAUCAUAUGGUAUACCUGCUGAAGUCUAUAAAAAUGGCAACGCCCUCUACGCGGAAAUUCUAUCUCCCAUUACAAAAACUGUCUGGGAACAAGAAUCUUUCCCGCGAGAACGGAAAGAGUGAAUUAUAGUAAAGCUACCAAAAAAAGGGGCCUUAAAAACUGCAAUAAUUGGAGAGACAUUUGCAUGCUCCCCGCAGUAGCUAAACUUAUCGCGCUUAUAGUUCUCAACCGGCAAAAACACCACCUGGAAGCAACUAUUAGCUCCUGCCAAGCCGGUUUUCGCAGUGGCUCCUCCUGUUACGACCAAAUAAAUACCCUCAUCGAGCAAUGUGGUGAAUUUAAGUCUAACCUACAUCUACUGUUUAUCGAUUUUCAAAAAGCUUUUGACAGUGUCAAGCGGGAGACCAUCUGGGCUGCGCUGAGGAGAAGAGAUAUCCCUGAAAAACUUGUUGCACUUAUAAGGAAGAACUAUUUGACGCAAGUUGCUACCUCCUUCAUAUAGAAAAACUGUUGGACUCUUAUCUGUUGCUAAAUGGUAUACGACAAGGGUGCAUUCUGUCACCAAUUGUCUUUCUUAUUGUCUUCGAAGACGCUUUGAGCACUGCCUUUACGCACCGAAAACCAACAGAGGGGCAUCCAAUGGCAAACAGCACAUUCCUCAGAUACUUGGCAUACUCUGAUGAUAUCUGUUUGCUCGCAUCCAAGUUGUGUGACCUCAAAUUGCUGACACAAGCCGUGCAUGAAAAGUUGAAACCAACCGCCCUCAAAGUCAACGCCGAAAAACGAAAGCGCUGUAUUUCAAUGAGACCAUAUCGGAACCAUUAAUAGUGGGUGCACAACAGUUUGAAACCGUUGACAAACCCUGCUUCCGUGGCUGCGUGAUCACCGCGGAUGGCAGUUCUGAGGUGGAUGUCGAGCAUAGAAUUAGCAAAGCUAAAUCGUCUUUCGGCAUCCUCGCUCCAUUCUGGCAAAACAACAGUAUCAGCCUUCACAUCAAGCUGCUCGUCUUCAAAUCGAACGUAAAAUCUGAUGUAGUUGCACCACCUGGAAAGUAAUUGCGAAGAUCACGAAGCUGCCUGCGUAGGAUUUUGCGAAUUUUCUGGCCUUGAACAAUAACCAACGCCGAGUUGUUGGCGCAAGCUAAGGAAAAAUGACGAAAAUGUCGCUGGAAUCCAUAUCAACAAACUGUUAGAGGAAUUGGCAGACCACGUACCACCUAGCGGCGUUCAACAGAAGCUGAAAUGAAGUCUCUUGGAUUAUUGUGGAACGAACUAAGUUCCCUAGCACAAAACGUCCAGUCCAAGUGCAAGUUCAACUUACCUUUGUACAUCUAUUUUACUUACCUUUUUUUGACUGAUUUAUGUCCCUAUGCUCUAUGUCCCAUCAGGGAGGACAAGAAUUAAGGGAGAUAUCAGUAUAAGUUUACUGUACGAAUUAAGUGCAGAAUAUGAUACUAUGAAAGCGGCUUGGAAAACGUACUCACGCGAGGCAUAUCAAAUAACGCAAGGAUAUAUUAAAUUGUUAAGAGAUUAUCAUCCUAUCUGCACAACAAAACGCAGUACCUCCAAUCAAGAACGCAAUGAAACAGGAGGUAGUUUACUAUCGCCUGUCCAGGUGUGUAUACAGGAUAUUUUAGGCAACAUACGCGCCUGCUUGGACCUAACCAACAAUCAAUGUGAAAACAAAUAAGAAUGUAUGUGUUGACUACAUUUGGAUUAGCAAUGUUUGCUCCAUCUCUAUUUGGUUCGUCGCGCAUUGGGGCAGCAUGCGGAUUCCUCUGACGCUGACUUUAUCCAUUCAUUGAGCCAGUUUGCGAUGCUCUUGUAAGAAGUGAAGCGCUCUCCGAUAAGGGUGGACUGCAUUGAUCGGAAUAGAUGGUAAUCCAAAGGUGCAAUGUUUGGGGAAUAUGGUGGGUGCGGCAAGAAGUCCCAAUUCAGUUCCUCUAAAUAUUUCUGGACCAUUUUAGCAACGUGUGGCCUGGCGUUGUCACAGAGCAAAAUCAGUUUCAGUCAUGUCUACCAUCCCUUUCCGGCCGCUUUUCUUUGAGAGCUCGAUUCAAUCGCUCGUUAACGAUCGUUAGUGAUGGUUUCAGAUGGUUUAAGGAGUUCAUAAUAGCAGACACCCUUCUGAUCUCGAUAUUUAUCACUCACGUCGAAAUCGCCACUUUGGCAGCGUCGAAACCACUCUUUACAAGUUGUAUUUGAUGGAGGGUGAUUAUUGUAAAUAUUAAUCAAUAUGCGACACGUUUCAGCUGCACUUUUCUUUAAAAGGUAAUAAUAAAGCAUGACUUCACGGAAAUUCGGGACGAACGUAACGGAUGUCAACUACUACCAUCGAGACCUUACAUAUACACCUUACUCGAGCGAGCGCAAAAUUAGUAUCAGCAGCGACACAUCUUUUACGAGGGUGGCAACUUAUUCCCAUACCCAAUACAUACUCACAUAUUCCUACAUACUUGCAAUUAUAAUUUUUUAUUACGUUUUCAUUUUAAUGUAUUAAUGUGAUUUUAUUCACCAUCAUUCUAUAAAGUAAUGUGUAAAAAUAGUA
Messenger RNA from Anastrepha ludens (Mexican fruit fly), 4346 nucleotides. It is a transcript of the gene Ctr1B, whose product is annotated as high affinity copper uptake protein 1. Gene Ontology annotation, cellular component: membrane. The transcript has 5 exons. The coding region runs from base 267 to 791 and encodes 174 amino acids. The record is from RefSeq and is a predicted model, not a curated record. Gene Ontology annotation, molecular function: copper ion transmembrane transporter activity. Gene Ontology annotation, biological process: copper ion transmembrane transport. NCBI's taxonomy places the organism in Eukaryota, Metazoa, Arthropoda, Insecta, Diptera, Tephritidae.